Molecule: messenger RNA, 1176 nt
Organism: Dictyostelium purpureum
Lineage: Eukaryota; Evosea; Eumycetozoa; Dictyosteliales; Dictyosteliaceae
Exons: 2
Coding region: 1-1176 (391 amino acids)
Biological process (GO): proteasome-mediated ubiquitin-dependent protein catabolic process
Cellular component (GO): nucleus; cytoplasm; GID complex
Molecular function (GO): protein binding; ubiquitin protein ligase activity
Source: RefSeq, a predicted model, not a curated record
AUGUCAAAUAAGGAUAUAGGUGCAGAAGUACAAUUAGAGAGAUCUUUUCUAAAAGUGCCAGUAGAAUGCUUAAACAAAACAUUUAGAGGGUCACAAAAAAAUUUAGAAAAAGAGAUGAAUAAUGUACUUACACAAAUAACAGAAUUAAAUAAGAAAAGAGAAACAAUUACUGGUAAUGAUGCGAUAAAGACAAUUGAUAAAUUAUUAGUUAGAGUUCAAAAAUUAAAAAGAUCAAUGGAAGAUGCCAAGAGUGAAGAAGAAUUACAAAUUAAAAAAUUAAAGUCUAGAAUUAAUCAUUUAUCUCAAGCUACAAAUAAUCAAAAUUUAAAAUCAUAUAGAGAAAGAUAUAACGAGACUAGGGUUAAUAGAAUUAUAAUAGAUUAUUUAUUAAGACAAAGUUACUACGACACCGCGAUCGAUCUAACAAAUCAAUUAAAUUUAAAGGAUUUAAUUGAUAUAGAAAUAUUUUUAUCAUCUAAAAGAGUUGUUGAGGGUUUAAAUAAAUUUGAUUGUACAGAAGCAUUAAAUUGGUGUAAUGAAAAUAAAUCAAAAUUAAAAAAAAUCAAUAGCACUUUCGAAUUUAAUAUUAGAAUUCAAGAGUUUAUAGAAUUAGUUAAAAAGAAUAAAACUAUCGAAGCAAUAAACUAUGCAAAAACUCAUUUAUCAGGUCACUCCUCAACAAAUUUGAAAGAAAUUCAACAAGCAAUGGCAACAUUAAUAUUUGGUAAGGAUACAAAAUGUGAACGUUAUAGAAGAUUAUUAGAUUCUCAAAGAUGGUCAGAUCUGGUUAAUCAAUUUAAAACUGAAAAUUUCCAACUUCACUCAUUAUCGACACGUUCUUUGUUGGAUAUUUCUUUGCAAUCUGGUUUAUCUGUAUUAAAAACAUCAUUAUGUGGAGACCAUAAUUCAGCAAAUAUUCAAUGCCCACUAUGCGAUGAAGCUUGGAGAAAAUUGGCAAUUUCCUUACCUGUAUCUCUUCAAAGUCAUUCAAGUUUAGUUUGUAGAAUCUCUGGUGAAAUAAUGAACGAUGAAAAUUAUCCAAUGGUAUUACCAAAUGGCAAUGUUUAUUCUAAAAAUUCUUUAGUGGAAAUGAGAGAGAAACAAGGAAAAAUAAUUGACCCUCGUACUGGUGAUGAGUUUAAAUUUGACGAAUUAAAAAGAGCAUUUAUUUCAUAA